UUUGACCUGAGGCCAUUCGGGCGUUUCCGUGCGGACCUGUUGCCUGUGUGCUUUUUUAAAAAAAACGAGUGCCUAAUCCUCGGGUGUUUCCGUGCUGCAGCUGGAAGUCCGGCGGAGCGGAGCCGAGCUGAACUGAACUCAAUCUGAACGAUUGGAGGUUUCGGGAAUCUCCGCGGGCCCUGACUUGACUGAUUGAACGCUUGUAACAUGGCGGCGGUGAUGAAGGGAGUGGAGUUGAACAUCUUUGGCUAAAGUAAAAGAGAGAGACAGAAACGAGAACGAUUCUUCUGCUGUUCGAAUUUCUAUCGAGUAAUGGACCCGUGGCUUUCUGCAACACGUGCGCCAGAAGAACGUGAGAAAAAAGUGCAACAGAGGGAGCAACCAAAGGAAUAAGUUUAUAGCAACGCCGGUUUGGGCAAGGAAUAAAAGUGCGAAAAUGUCGGAUUCUAAGGUGAAAGUUGCAGUGAGAGUCCGGCCAAUGAACCGACGAGAGCUGGAACUCAACACCAAGUGUAUAGUGGAAAUGGAAGAAAAUCAGACUGUCCUUCAUCCACCGCCUUGUCCUAACACGUCCAAGGCAGACAACAGGAAAGGGCCUAAGGUGUUUGCUUUUGAUCAUUGUUUCUGGUCCAUGGAUGAAAGUAAUAAAACGAAGUAUGCAGGUCAAGAAGUAGUUUUCAAAUGCCUUGGUGAAGGGAUUCUUGAGAAUGCAUUUCAAGGAUAUAAUGCUUGCAUUUUUGCCUAUGGACAGACAGGUUCGGGAAAGUCUUUCUCAAUGAUGGGCAGUGUUGAUGUACCAGGCCUUAUACCUCGUCUUUGUGGUGCAUUGUUUGGAAGAGUUUCCAAAGAGGAAAGUGAAUCUCACACAUUUAAAGUAGAAGUGUCGUAUAUGGAGAUCUAUAAUGAAAAGGUGCGAGAUCUCCUUGAUCCAAAAGGGAGUCGGCACAGUUUGAAAGUUAGAGAACAUAAAGUAUUGGGCCCAUAUGUAGAUGGCUUGUCGCAGCUGGCUGUUACUUGUUUUGAAGAUAUUGAAUCCCUAAUGUCCGAAGGAAACAAAUCACGAACAGUUGCUGCCACUAACAUGAAUGAAGAAAGUAGCCGUUCUCAUGCUGUGUUCAGCAUCACCUUAACUCAGACACUUUAUGAUCUCCAAAGUGGUACUUCUGGAGAGAAAGUAAGUAAGUUGAGCCUCGUAGAUCUGGCUGGAAGUGAGAGAGUUUCUAAGACGGGAGCUGCAGGCGAACGUUUGAAGGAGGGCAGUAACAUUAACAAGUCACUUACAACACUAGGUUUGGUUAUUUCUGCAUUAGCGGACCAAGUGGGAGGAAAGGGCAAAAAUAAGUUUGUGCCUUACAGAGAUUCUGUGCUCACCUGGCUUCUCAAGGAUAACUUGGGAGGAAAUAGUAAAACUGCUAUGAUAGCAACAAUUAGCCCAGCUGGGGACAACUAUGAAGAAACACUUUCCACGCUGAGAUAUGCUGAUCGGGCAAAACGCAUUGUAAACCAUGCUGUGGUGAACGAAGACCCAAAUGCUAAGAUUAUUCGAGAGCUACGCGAGGAGGUAGAAAAAUUGAAGGAGCAACUAAGUCAGGCUGAGGCAAUGAAAGCUCCUGAGCUAAAAGAGAAAUUAGAAGAAUCUGAAAAGCUCAUUAAAGAUUUGACUAUCACUUGGGAGGAGAAGCUGAGGAAAACUGAAGAAAUUGCACAGGAACGACAAAAACAACUCGAAAGUAUGGGCAUCUCGCUGGAGUCAUCUGGCAUUAAAGUUGGGGAUGACAAGUGCUUUUUAGUUAACCUGAAUGCUGACCCUGCACUCAAUGAACUGCUUGUCUACUAUUUGAAAGAUCACACCAGAGUCGGUGCAGAUGAAUCUCAGGACAUUCAGCUGUGUGGAAUUGGCAUCCAGCCUGAGCACUGUGUCAUUGACAUUACAGCAGAUGGGGAUGUUACUCUUAGCCCAAAUGAAAAUGCCAGAACUUGCUUGAAUGGUGCUGUAUUGCAUGCUCCAAACUCUCUCUGGCAUGGGGACAGAAUUCUCUGGGGAAAUAACCACUUCUUUAGAAUUAACCUACCAAUGAGGAAGAGGAGAGACAAAUUAAAAGAAUAUGAAAGUGAGACAAAUCGAGAAUGUGGUGCAGACCAAGACAUGGAGACAGCAAGUGAAGCUUCAUCCGAACCAGACUAUAAUUAUGAAUUUGCACAGAUGGAAGUCAUGAUGAAAGCUCUUAGCAUCAAUGAUCCUGUUCAAAAUGUUGUGCAGAUUCUUGAGAAGCAGUAUCUUGAGGAGAAGAAGAAUGCACUUGAAGAGCAGCGGCUAAUGUAUGAACGUGAGCUGGAUCACCUUCGUCAACAGCUGUCACCAGACAGGCUACACCGGCAUGGCAUCGAGAGAUUGUCAUUCACUUCUCAAAUUGCACAACAAAAAGUAAAACUUUGGUCUGAAGAGAGAGAUCAGCUGUUCCGUCACAGUCUGUCAAAGUUGAGAGAGCAAAUCGUGAAAGCUAAUGCUCUAGUGAGAGAAGCAAAUUUUCUGGCAGAAGAGAUGAAUAAGCAGACAGAUUAUCAAGUCACUUUGCAAAUUCCAGCAGCAAAUCUCAGUGCUAACAAGAAGAGGGGAGCAAUUGUGAGUGAGCCCGCUAUUCAAGUGAGACGCAAGGGAAAAGGUACCCAAGUCUGGGCCAUUGAGAAGCUGGAAAACAAAUUAAUUGAUAUGAGAGACCUCUAUCAGGAUUGGAAGGAAAAAGACAUGGUAGAAUAUUACAAUAAGAUUCUUAGCAAACAUGGAGAUCCUUUCUACGAGGCACAGGAGAACCAUAAUUUGAUUGGUGUUGCCAAUGUUUUCUUGGAGUGCCUUUACCAUGAUGUGAAACUUCAGUAUGCUGUUCCCAUCAUCAGCCAGCAGGGGGAGGUUGCUGGCCGCCUCCAUGUGGAAGUGAUGCGGGUUAGUGGUGUGGUUCCAGAGCGUCCAGACGGUGGAGACGAUUCUUCAGAGAACUCGAGUGGAAGCUAUGAAGUCAUGGAUAAUAAUGGUGAGAUUGUGCACAUGGCAAAGAAACUGACCUGCAGGGUAAAAAUAAUAGAAGCAACGGGACUACCCCUCAAUCUCUCAAACUUUGUAUUCUGUCAGUACAUCUUUUGGGAUCACUCUGACCAAACAGUUGCGCCUCCAAUGGUCAAUCCAGAUAUGCCAUCUAUCAAAGACAAGGCCGUUCAGUACACUGUGACAUUUGACCAUAGUAAGGAUUUUAUAGUACAUGUUACAGAGGAGUUUCUGGAGUUUAUUUCUGAUGGUGCUCUCGCGAUUGAAGUCUGGGGCCACCGGUGUGCAGGAAAUGGUAGAACUACCUGGGCAGUUGACGCACUGCAAGCAAAAACGCGCACACUCCGUGACAGAUGGAGUGAAGUCACACGCAGGAUCGAGAUGUGGAUCUCGGUGCAAGAAUUAAAUGAAAUGGGAGAGUACACGGCAGUGGAACUGGCUCAAGCCAAAGAUGUCAAUACUGGGGGUGUCUUCCAGAUUCGACAGGGUCAGUCUCGUCGGAUUGAAGUUACAGUUAAAGCUGUUCAGCACUCUGGGACAUUGCCACUUAUGGUGGAAGCAGUUUUGUCUGUCUCUAUAGGAUGCAUUACAGCCAGAUCCAUUAAACUCCAGAGACCUUUGGAUAGUUACCAGAAAGAGGAGGAGGAGGAUAUGGAUAGUUAUCAGGAGGAAGAUUUGAAUGAAGUACGAGAAAGAUGGUCUGAUGCAUUGAUGAAGCGUCGGGAAUACUUAGAUGAGCAAAUUCAGAAAGUAAUCAACAAGCAAGAGAAAACAGAAGAUGAUGUGGAGAGGGAAGCUAGGUUAGUGGAGCAGUGGGUGGGCCUCACUGAGGAACGAAAUGCUGUGCUUGUUCCUGCCCCAGGCAGUGGGAUUCCGGGAGCCCCUGCAGACUGGAUAUCACCACCUGGAAUGGAAACCCAUAUCCCUGUACUCUUCCUUGACUUAAAUGCUGAUGAUCUCCGCGCAAAUGAACAGCUCACUGGUCCACAUGCACCUGGUGUGAACUCCAUCUUACCGAAGGAGCACGGCAGUCAGUUCUUCUAUUUGCCUAUCAUCAAGCACAGUGAGGAAGAGGUCUCAGCUAUUGCCUCUUGGGACUCAUCAGUCCAUGAUUCCAUACACUUGAACAAAGUUACCCCACAGAAUGAGCGUAUCUAUUUGAUUGUAAAGACUACGGUGCAGCUCAGCCAUCCAGCUGCUGUGGAGUUGGUGUUACGCAAGCGUAUAGCUGUUAAUAUUUACAAUAAGCAGAGUUUCACACAGAGUCUGAAACGAAGAAUGUCCUGCAAACACCUCCUUCAUUCCUGUGGUGUUACCUAUGAGAUAGUAUCCAACAUACCCAAGGCUUCUGAAGAAGCAGAGGAUCGAGAAACUUUGGCACUUAUGGCUGCAAAGAGUGAAAAUGAUAGUUCAGGUGACGGAGAAACGUACAUUGAAAAGUACACAAGAGGAGUGCUAGAGGUGGAAAACAUCCUUAGUCUGGAACGACUCAGACAGGCAGUCACGUUAAAAGAAGCACUUUCAUCAAAAGGAAGGCACAUGAAGAGGAGCGUCAGCACACCAAACGUUCACCAUGUUUCCAGUAAUCGGUCAGAUCUUUCUGGAUAUGAAGAGGAUGAAUACAGGGGUCGUUCAGAAAGCCAUCAUGAUAUUUCUGACUGCUUGUUCAACACUCAAGAAUGUUCCUGGUAUAACACCCUACCUAAAGAUUCACCACGCAGGCUGAAAGACACUGGAGGUGCUGCACCUGACAGUCCUCAUUCAUUAAGUCCACUUAAAGCAUUCUCCACCCAGCCGCCUAAGUUCCUGAAGUCACUUAUGCCUGUAAGAGAGGAACGAAAGGGCAAACAACCUCUGGAAACCAAACCUCUCCUUGCACAUGAGAGCAUGUCUCCCCUUCAGGAUAAAAGCAUGCUGGUACAUAGCAGUAGCAGUGUUGUGCCCCCAGGAACCAGUGUCAUCCCCAAAUCAGUUGAAAAUGGUAACGAAAAUGAGGACACAUUUGAUUCUGAAGAGGAGGAUUAUGAAAUGGAGAAUCUCAAUAAGAAAAUGAGCAGCUCUCAAGGCUUUCAUGGUUUCCAGCCUUACAUUCCAGAAGAUUUUGCAGACUUUGAUGUGUACAAUGCAAGCCUUGAAAACAGAGAUUUGUUUUCAUCCAAGCCAGAAUGCCCAAGUUCUCAUUUCCUUGAAAAUGAGGUUUCUUGCAGUCCAACAACGAGCAGUAUGACAAGUGGUUAUAUCUCCCACAGUGCCUCUAAUGCUACACUUUCUGAUGUGGUAUUCACUGGUACUGAGACCGCAGAUCAGCUAAGUAACCAGACACGAAACUCUGACCUUCGGGAUACUGUGUCACAAAUUAGUCUGUCUGAUGUAAAAUUAUCUUCUGGAAAAAAAGAUGGAACUGAGGAACAAAAUGCUGAUUUAAAAGACGUACAGAAGAGUGCGUCACUCCCAUCAAAUAGUGCCUUAGUGAAUGAAACCUCAGGAUUGCAACAGUUUAUUGAGUCUAAAUCUAUACUUGUUUAUAGAACACUCCCAGAUAUGUAUUCAUCAGAUUCAUUGCCCUGUACGUUAAAACCACAAGGUAGCAUAUCUGAAGAUGGCGGAGAUGACGAUGAUUCUUUCAAUUCAACCAUGAAUGUAGAUGUUUUCAGCUGUCAAGAUUUCACAGAUUUUCAAGGUGCUGAGGAAGCAAGAAAGGAUCUUGAGCUGCCCGAUGAACCCAUGAUUUACAGUACUGAUUCCUCUGAUAACUCUAAUAGACUGUCUGUAGAUAGUCUAGAGCUUGAUGAAAAAUGGCAACAUUCUGCUGUAAAAUGUACAAAUGAUAUUUCACAGCUUCCUGAGGAUUCUUGUGUGGCACAUGAGCAAUCACAGACUACUGUACUUGAUAAUAGAUUAACAAAUACCUCUGAGAACACUCUAUAUUGUAAGGAAGCUGACCAUGAGGAAGCAUUUGAUAAUGCCCCCAACCCAGCUAACUCUGAUUCAAAGAACCUCUCAGAUUUAGAAGAUACUCAGGACAGCGCAACUGCAGAACAAGGUGAACCUCUGCCAGGUUGGAUCAUGCUGGGAGAACGUGCAUCUGUUGGAAACAACAAGAAUGGAACCAUUCGAUAUGUUGGCACAGUGGAUUUCUCUGCUGGAAUUUGGGUUGGAGUUGAGCUUGAUGUUCCAGCUGGCAAACAUCACGGCACUAUUGAAGGAAAAGAAUAUUUUCACUGCAGGCCUAGUUGUGGUAUAUUUGUACGUCCAAACCGGCUCAUCCAGGUCUCCAACACAGUAAAGCGGCAGAACAGCACACCACAAGCUCAGAUAUCCACAAAUCAUGAAAAACGAAAAGUUGUCAGCCUUGGGACAUCACAGGUCACCUCAUCCACGAAACCUGAUGGAACAACGCUACGCCAAUCAGGAGAUACAGCACCCUCCAAGAAACACCACAACAGGAAAUCUUGGGUUAACUGAACUGCAACAUUUGCACUUAGGACACAUCACUGUAUAGACCUCUUAAUGGCGUAUUUUAUAGAUUGUACAGUGUUUUUAUUUUGUUUAUAUUACUAGACCAUGUGACACAAAGGACAGAAUGAAAUCUUUUAACACUUUUCCUUUUUUUGAAAGAAGGUAUAGUAACAAAAGAUAGAAAUUACACUAAAAAUGGCUUUGCAGAGUAAAAUCCCAGACUUCAGUUAAGAAAGCACCAGCUUCUGUAUUACAAGUUAACAUUUGAGAUGUAUUUUAAUUAAUCAGGAAAUAGAUAUUUUAUUAAAAACUGGGAUGCAAAUGAAGAAGAUCUCUAAACCUGUUUUUAAUUACCAAAGAUUUCAAUUAGAGGAGCUUCUCAAUUUUUAUUUUGCUCUUUGUAAAUCUGUAUUCUAACAUGUUAGGCACCUUGCGAUGUUUUAUUAAGUCAUGCUGUGUUUUCUUUACUUUGUAUUAAGCUGCCUUAUUUCUGUGUCUAAUAAGCACAUGAAGCAAAAAUUGACUGUUCAAUCCAGUUUUUGUUUUCGAAAGCUUGCUACUGUGCUGACUUGGCUUCAAGUGGCUGCACAUUCAACUGCCAUGUUGGGCCCUUUGCCUGAAGCUUUGUGUGUUACAAAUUGGAACUCUAAUACCCUGAUUUGCCUGUUAGGCAGUUUAGUGCUUAAACAGUAUUACUGCACGAAUGCAGGGAACAGACUGGAGAUUUGUUUUAAAGAUUUACGAAAGUAAGUAUGCAUGCACUUGCUGAAAAAAGCGAAGUAAUGGUACAUUUUGCAACAAUAUUGUGUAUAUAAUGAAAGAUCACAAUGGAGGAUUUGGUUUAAAUAAUUUAUACACAAGAUUAUAAAUAGUAACUAAAGGGUUUUCUGCAUCCCAUGCAGUAAAAGAAGGGUGUAAUCUGAUGGGCAAAAGACGGUUUCAGAAAGCCAUCUAGUGUACAUAAAGCGUUGUGCAAAAUUGUAAGGGUACUUAAGAGGCAAUCUGUUCGAAAAGAAAUAAGAUGAAUGGCUGACUGUUAAUUUUAAUCUGAAAAAACUUGGGGCUUGCUCAAGAGCUGCUGUUCUGAAUUAGUCUUGUGUAUAUAUAUUUACCUCUCAUAGAGUUUUCUUGUAUUACUAUGUACAGAGUUGUAAUAUAUAUUUUAUUUCAGUAAUACUGUAUUUAAUUGUUACAGGAUUUGUGUUUUAGAAUACAUGCUGUACUUCAACAUGAAACUGUUCAUCAGCUGUGUGAAUUUUGUUUGUAUGAUAGUGUUGUAAAAGGUAGGAACCGCCCCAAGUUUCUACCUUUUUAAAUAUCUGAUGAUCCAGCAGAAUGGUUCUAUGUAAGUAGUUCAGUUUUGCAAUGUUAUGAAGUGGCAAUCCAGUUCAAGGGCCGUAACUCUGCACAUCUUAUGUCGCAGUCAUUUGGUUUCCAUUUUAUAAAAACCAAAAAUGAGCAGUACAACUGCAGCCAGAAUCUCAAUUUGGAUGGAGAUUGACACCCUGGGAGAAAAUGCCUUCUGCUCAACAAGUGCAAGAUUCACUUUUUAACUGAUGUGAUUUCAGUAUUGUGGUUGUAAUAUUUUAAUAUUAGGGAAGAACUAAUUUCAGUAAUGGAUAUAAUUUUGCAAAGUUGUUAUUCAAUACUACUUGUUUUAAGCCAAAUUGAAACUGUUUCAUCAAGUCCACAAAACCACCUGGAAAAUGGUUGUGCAUUUUUGCAGUAAGCUUUACAGGAACACAUACUUCACUGUGGGGAUCACAUGUCUUCUACUAUAACAUCAAGGACUAACCAAUUAGCUAAUUUUCCAGUGAGGUUACGCUAUAACAAUAAUGAUGUGCUCCCUGUCCUCAUUGCUAAAUAUAUACAGAGUAGUAUCUGCAGGAAGUAGGGAACAUUACUUAAAUUUGUUACAAUUCUCUGUGCAAACCUCUUUCCAAAUUCAUCGAUUAUUGAAAUAAAGUGAACUAGACCAUGAGAUUUGAAUUGUGUUCCCAAGUAGAUAUCUAAAAAGAGCUAGAUGAUGGGAAGCAUCUAGAAAUGUGAGAGCACCAUCCUGCCAUGAGGUAAUUACACGCAAAUUGACUUGUGCCAAGAAAAUCUGUGAAAAGCUCUAUGAGAAAGGAGUAAGCCAGCUUGUAUGCUGUGGGCCAAAUGACCAUUUUCUAUGCCACCAUGAUUCCAUGAUUACAGCCAAACUGCAACCUUUUUCAAAACAAGGCAUUGAACUCCAUCCUGGAAGGCAACCUGUUACAUUUCAAAAAAAGAAGAGGAGCCACAGCCUUUAAAGUAACAAAAGCUUUUAUUAAGGAAAUGGUCACUGCAUGGCAACAAGAUUAGACUUGGGUUGAUAUGGUCAUCCUGUUGCUGAUUGGAUUCAAUGAACCACCUGUAAUUAUCUCACCUUAUUCUUAGACUUUCUAACCUUAAAGUGAAACACUUCCAUCUGCAACAGAAUAAUACUGUACCUUACAACUGACCAACAAAAGUGGAAUUACCCAAUGUAGGAUUUGAACGCAUGUCCCCAGCACAUUAGAUUACUGGGUCAGGGGCAUUACCAUGACAUUUGUUUUAAGAUUGCCCAUUGAUCGUACAUAGAACCCAAUCUAUUUGUUCAUGUUGUAAACUAGAUGAAAUAGGGUGCUUCAAAGCCAUCCUGCAGAAUAAUGGCUACCCUGAUAAGAUGAUUUCUCAGUGUAUAUCAUGCAAACUCAUGAAAUCCCCCAGGAUAGUCCACUCUUGAUCCUAAAAAGUGACCAAUCUACCUCUGAUUUUAUGCAAAAGUAAGUGUAACAAGCUGUUUCAUGCUGCUAGUAAGCACUAGCCACACAAGUAGCAUGGUGUAUGAAUUUCAGUGCCAAUGUGAUCAGUUAGGUAGGGCAGUUGCCCAGAAGACUGGUGGAUUGUAUCUAACAACAUGUCCCUGUGGCUGUUUACAUCAACAGCACACUGACCCCACAACCUGCAUUUGUUUUAAAUUCAUGUAUUGAAUUUGGACAUCCAUUAUGUUACCUAUCCCUAAUUAUCUCUCAAUCUGAGUAGCUUGUUUGGACAUUUUUAGAAGGCAGUUAAGAGUCAACCACAUGGCUAUGGGUUGAGAGUCAUCUACAGAAAUGGACAGGUAGGGUUAGGAUUUCCUUCCCUAAAGGUAAUUAGUGAACCAAAUGAGUUGCAAUGACAACUGUUACAAGGCACUAUUAGGAUAGCUUUUAAAUGCAGAAUUUUAUGGAAUUCCAGAUUCUUCAUCUGUCAUGGUGGUAUUCAAAGUCCUCUCCCCCAGAGCAUUAGUCUAAGGUCCUGGAAUCUAGGCAGUGACAUUACCACUAUAUAACUGCCUCUGUAACUGUCACCUCCUUGCAAAAAUCACUAAAAUUAGAUGUAUUUCUGAAGUUGGACUUUUGCUGAAUAAUCCUGAUUUUUUUGAGGAAUUGUGUGCUCUGCCUGUUCCAUUGCAACUGAAUAGGUGACCACCUAUUGCUGGUUCAUUUCUCAGGGCAAUGUCCUGACUAAUUGGAGUCAAACUGCUUCAUUUACAACUUAAACAAAAUCUGGCUGUUAAACUGCCGUUCAUGUUGAAUGGGUACGUUCUCCAUGACAUUGUCUCUAGUAAUCAGCACUCCUGCAGUAUGAGUGUUGGUUUUCUCCUUGAAUUGGUAUUCUUGCAAAA
Stegostoma tigrinum is the source of this 10169-nucleotide messenger RNA. RefSeq names its product kinesin family member 13A (gene kif13a). The transcript is spliced from 40 exons. Gene Ontology annotation, cellular component: adherens junction. Gene Ontology annotation, molecular function: cell adhesion molecule binding; ATP binding; microtubule motor activity. The record is from RefSeq and is a predicted model, not a curated record. The coding region runs from base 437 to 6505 and encodes 2022 amino acids. Gene Ontology annotation, biological process: regulation of protein localization; microtubule-based movement. Lineage: Eukaryota; Metazoa; Chordata; Chondrichthyes; Orectolobiformes; Stegostomatidae.